AUGCCACCGGGCCUCGAACACGGCACUCACUAUGGUGGCGUGCAGUAUAGCCUCGGGCAUCUCAACUGCGUGGUUCAGGGCAGGGUCGAUGCUCUGUGCAGUACAUCUCCCGGAGAGCUCCAAUCGUCCUCGUCAACGAGCCCGGUGGGGUCAGUGGUGGGGAAGGGAUGUCAUCCCCAGGGUGAGGCUGCUAUGAUACAGGUCCGCCGCAGUGGGCGCCCAUCGAAGGGCCUCCCGAUUGACAGUUUCUGGUUCAGUCGCACUCCGUUGCUCUUGAGAGCUCGCCUAGAUCGUGAGGACAUCAUCAACAAAGUGACCAAAAUUGACGCCUCCGCAGCAUGCAGGGAAUGGGAGAAAGAUGAGAGGCAUCAAGUUGCGCUUCGGAAGCUAGCCACGUUACUGUCCGAUCUGAAGAGAGCUGUCAAGGUUGCCGCCCCCAACGGGCAAGCGUGCUUCGGCUUGAUAGAACGAGAACGAGACCCCGAGCCGCCCACAAUACAGGUGUUCCUUGGCGAGGACAAAUCGGAGGUGGUACCGGAGGACAUCAACAAUCCAUGGGUCGGAAAGACAAGUCGCGGGCCACACGAGGCAUCGAACGGUGGAGGCCGCGACUCGGCCAGCGAAGCAAGACCACCUCAAGACAAAACGUGA
Diaporthe citri is the source of this 651-nucleotide messenger RNA. RefSeq lists its product as uncharacterized. The record is from RefSeq and is a predicted model, not a curated record. Lineage: Eukaryota; Fungi; Ascomycota; Sordariomycetes; Diaporthales; Diaporthaceae. The transcript has a single exon. Bases 1 to 651 code for a protein of 216 amino acids.